CAUCGUCUGCCCCACCCUUUCACUCACCCCCCAGCAGCAUAGUCCUUGCGGCAUCUGCCACAGCAUCGUCUGCCCCACCCUUUCACUCACCCCCCAGCAGCAUAGUCCUUGCGGCAUCUGCCACAGCAUCGUCUGCCCCACCCUUUCACUCACCCCCCAGCAGCAUAGUCCUUGCGGCAUCUGCCACAGCAUCGUCUGCCCCACCCUUUCACUCACCCCCCAGCAGCAUAGUCCUUGCGGCAUCUGCCACAGCAUCGUCUGCCCCACCCUUUCACUCACCCCCCAGCAGCAUAGUCCUUGCGGCAUCUGCCACAGCAUCGUCUGCCCCACCCUUUCACUCACCCCCCAGCAGCAUAGUCCUUGCGGCAUCUGCCACAGCAUCGUCUGCCCCACCCUUUCACUCACCCCCCAGCAGCAUAGUCCUUGCGGCAUCUGCCACAGCAUCGUCUGCCCCACCCUUUCACUCACCCCCCAGCAGCAUAGUCCUUGCGGCAUCUGCCACAGCAUCGUCUGCCCCACCCUUUCACUCACCCCCCAGCAGCAUAGUCCUUGCGGCAUCUGCCACAGCAUCGUCUGCCCCACCCUUUCACUCACCCCCCAGCAGCAUAGUCCUUGCGGCAUCUGCCACAGCAUCGUCUGCCCCACCCUUUCACUCACCCCCCAGCAGCAUAGUCCUUGCGGCAUCUGCCACAGCAUCGUCUGCCCCACCCUUUCACUCACCCCCCAGCAGCAUAGUCCUUGCGGCAUCUGCCACAGCAUCGUCUGCCCCACCCUUUCACUCACCCCCCAGCAGCAUAGUCCUUGCGGCAUCUGCCACAGCAUCGUCUGCCCCACCCUUUCACUCACCCCCCAGCAGCAUAGUCCUUGCGGCAUCUGCCACAGCAUCGUCUGCCCCACCCUUUCACUCACCCCCCAGCAGCAUAGUCCUUGCGGCAUCUGCCACAGCAUCGUCUGCCCCACCCUUUCACUCACCCCCCAGCAGCAUAGUCCUUGCGGCAUCUGCCACAGCAUCGUCUGCCCCACCCUUUCACUCACCCCCCAGCAGCAUAGUCCUUGCGGCAUCUGCCACAGCAUCGUCUGCCCCACCCUUUCACUCACCCCCCAGCAGCAUAGUCCUUGCGGCAUCUGCCACAGCAUCGUCUGCCCCACCCUUUCACUCACCCCCCAGCAGCAUAGUCCUUGCGGCAUCUGCCACAGCAUCGUCUGCCCCACCCUUUCACUCACCCCCCAGCAGCAUAGUCCUUGCGGCAUCUGCCACAGCAUCGUCUGCCCCACCCUUUCACUCACCCCCCAGCAGCAUAGUCCUUGCGGCAUCUGCCACAGCAUCGUCUGCCCCACCCUUUCACUCACCCCCCAGCAGCAUAGUCCUUGCGGCAUCUGCCACAGCAUCGUCUGCCCCACCCUUUCACUCACCCCCCAGCAGCAUAGUCCUUGCGGCAUCUGCCACAGCAUCGUCUGCCCCACCCUUUCACUCACCCCCCAGCAGCAUAGUCCUUGCGGCAUCUGCCACAGCAUCGUCUGCCCCACCCUUUCACUCACCCCCCAGCAGCAUAGUCCUUGCGGCAUCUGCCACAGCAUCGUCUGCCCCACCCUUUCACUCACCCCCCAGCAGCAUAGUCCUUGCGGCAUCUGCCACAGCAUCGUCUGCCCCACCCUUUCACUCACCCCCCAGCAGCAUAGUCCUUGCGGCAUCUGCCACAGCAUCGUCUGCCCCACCCUUUCACUCACCCCCCAGCAGCAUAGUCCUUGCGGCAUCUGCCACAGCAUCGUCUGCCCCACCCUUUCACUCACCCCCCAGCAGCAUAGUCCUUGCGGCAUCUGCCACAGCAUCGUCUGCCCCACCCUUUCACUCACCCCCCAGCAGCAUAGUCCUUGCGGCAUCUGCCACAGCAUCGUCUGCCCCACCCUUUCACUCACCCCCCAGCAGCAUAGUCCUUGCGGCAUCUGCCACAGCAUCGUCUGCCCCACCCUUUCACUCACCCCCCAGCAGCAUAGUCCUUGCGGCAUCUGCCACAGCAUCGUCUGCCCCACCCUUUCACUCACCCCCCAGCAGCAUAGUCCUUGCGGCAUCUGCCACAGCAUCGUCUGCCCCACCCUUUCACUCACCCCCCAGCAGCAUAGUCCUUGCGGCAUCUGCCACAGCAUCGUCUGCCCCACCCUUUCACUCACCCCCCAGCAGCAUAGUCCUUGCGGCAUCUGCCACAGCAUCGUCUGCCCCACCCUUUCACUCACCCCCCAGCAGCAUAGUCCUUGCGGCAUCUGCCACAGCAUCGUCUGCCCCACCCUUUCACUCACCCCCCAGCAGCAUAGUCCUUGCGGCAUCUGCCACAGCAUCGUCUGCCCCACCCUUUCACUCACCCCCCAGCAGCAUAGUCCUUGCGGCAUCUGCCACAGCAUCGUCUGCCCCACCCUUUCACUCACCCCCCAGCAGCAUAGUCCUUGCGGCAUCUGCCACAGCAUCGUCUGCCCCACCCUUUCACUCACCCCCCAGCAGCAUAGUCCUUGCGGCAUCUGCCACAGCAUCGUCUGCCCCACCCUUUCACUCACCCCCCAGCAGCAUAGUCCUUGCGGCAUCUGCCACAGCAUCGUCUGCCCCACCCUUUCACUCACCCCCCAGCAGCAUAGUCCUUGCGGCAUCUGCCACAGCAUCGUCUGCCCCACCCUUUCACUCACCCCCCAGCAGCAUAGUCCUUGCGGCAUCUGCCACAGCAUCGUCUGCCCCACCCUUUCACUCACCCCCCAGCAGCAUAGUCCUUGCGGCAUCUGCCACAGCAUCGUCUGCCCCACCCUUUCACUCACCCCCCAGCAGCAUAGUCCUUGCGGCAUCUGCCACAGCAUCGUCUGCCCCACCCUUUCACUCACCCCCCAGCAGCAUAGUCCUUGCGGCAUCUGCCACAGCAUCGUCUGCCCCACCCUUUCACUCACCCCCCAGCAGCAUAGUCCUUGCGGCAUCUGCCACAGCAUCGUCUGCCCCACCCUUUCACUCACCCCCCAGCAGCAUAGUCCUUGCGGCAUCUGCCACAGCAUCGUCUGCCCCACCCUUUCACUCACCCCCCAGCAGCAUAGUCCUUGCGGCAUCUGCCACAGCAUCGUCUGCCCCACCCUUUCACUCACCCCCCAGCAGCAUAGUCCUUGCGGCAUCUGCCACAGCAUCGUCUGCCCCACCCUUUCACUCACCCCCCAGCAGCAUAGUCCUUGCGGCAUCUGCCACAGCAUCGUCUGCCCCACCCUUUCACUCACCCCCCAGCAGCAUAGUCCUUGCGGCAUCUGCCACAGCAUCGUCUGCCCCACCCUUUCACUCACCCCCCAGCAGCAUAGUCCUUGCGGCAUCUGCCACAGCAUCGUCUGCCCCACCCUUUCACUCACCCCCCAGCAGCAUAGUCCUUGCGGCAUCUGCCACAGCAUCGUCUGCCCCACCCUUUCACUCACCCCCCAGCAGCAUAGUCCUUGCGGCAUCUGCCACAGCAUCGUCUGCCCCACCCUUUCACUCACCCCCCAGCAGCAUAGUCCUUGCGGCAUCUGCCACAGCAUCGUCUGCCCCACCCUUUCACUCACCCCCCAGCAGCAUAGUCCUUGCGGCAUCUGCCACAGCAUCGUCUGCCCCACCCUUUCACUCACCCCCCAGCAGCAUAGUCCUUGCGGCAUCUGCCACAGCAUCGUCUGCCCCACCCUUUCACUCACCCCCCAGCAGCAUAGUCCUUGCGGCAUCUGCCACAGCAUCGUCUGCCCCACCCUUUCACUCACCCCCCAGCAGCAUAGUCCUUGCGGCAUCUGCCACAGCAUCGUCUGCCCCACCCUUUCACUCACCCCCCAGCAGCAUAGUCCUUGCGGCAUCUGCCACAGCAUCGUCUGCCCCACCCUUUCACUCACCCCCCAGCAGCAUAGUCCUUGCGGCAUCUGCCACAGCAUCGUCUGCCCCACCCUUUCACUCACCCCCCAGCAGCAUAGUCCUUGCGGCAUCUGCCACAGCAUCGUCUGCCCCACCCUUUCACUCACCCCCCAGCAGCAUAGUCCUUGCGGCAUCUGCCACAGCAUCGUCUGCCCCACCCUUUCACUCACCCCCCAGCAGCAUAGUCCUUGCGGCAUCUGCCACAGCAUCGUCUGCCCCACCCUUUCACUCACCCCCCAGCAGCAUAGUCCUUGCGGCAUCUGCCACAGCAUCGUCUGCCCCACCCUUUCACUCACCCCCCAGCAGCAUAGUCCUUGCGGCAUCUGCCACAGCAUCGUCUGCCCCACCCUUUCACUCACCCCCCAGCAGCAUAGUCCUUGCGGCAUCUGCCACAGCAUCGUCUGCCCCACCCUUUCACUCACCCCCCAGCAGCAUAGUCCUUGCGGCAUCUGCCACAGCAUCGUCUGCCCCACCCUUUCACUCACCCCCCAGCAGCAUAGUCCUUGCGGCAUCUGCCACAGCAUCGUCUGCCCCACCCUUUCACUCACCCCCCAGCAGCAUAGUCCUUGCGGCAUCUGCCACAGCAUCGUCUGCCCCACCCUUUCACUCACCCCCCAGCAGCAUAGUCCUUGCGGCAUCUGCCACAGCAUCGUCUGCCCCACCCUUUCACUCACCCCCCAGCAGCAUAGUCCUUGCGGCAUCUGCCACAGCAUCGUCUGCCCCACCCUUUCACUCACCCCCCAGCAGCAUAGUCCUUGCGGCAUCUGCCACAGCAUCGUCUGCCCCACCCUUUCACUCACCCCCCAGCAGCAUAGUCCUUGCGGCAUCUGCCACAGCAUCGUCUGCCCCACCCUUUCACUCACCCCCCAGCAGCAUAGUCCUUGCGGCAUCUGCCACAGCAUCGUCUGCCCCACCCUUUCACUCACCCCCCAGCAGCAUAGUCCUUGCGGCAUCUGCCACAGCAUCGUCUGCCCCACCCUUUCACUCACCCCCCAGCAGCAUAGUCCUUGCGGCAUCUGCCACAGCAUCGUCUGCCCCACCCUUUCACUCACCCCCCAGCAGCAUAGUCCUUGCGGCAUCUGCCACAGCAUCGUCUGCCCCACCCUUUCACUCACCCCCCAGCAGCAUAGUCCUUGCGGCAUCUGCCACAGCAUCGUCUGCCCCACCCUUUCACUCACCCCCCAGCAGCAUAGUCCUUGCGGCAUCUGCCACAGCAUCGUCUGCCCCACCCUUUCACUCACCCCCCAGCAGCAUAGUCCUUGCGGCAUCUGCCACAGCAUCGUCUGCCCCACCCUUUCACUCACCCCCCAGCAGCAUAGUCCUUGCGGCAUCUGCCACAGCAUCGUCUGCCCCACCCUUUCACUCACCCCCCAGCAGCAUAGUCCUUGCGGCAUCUGCCACAGCAUCGUCUGCCCCACCCUUUCACUCACCCCCCAGCAGCAUAGUCCUUGCGGCAUCUGCCACAGCAUCGUCUGCCCCACCCUUUCACUCACCCCCCAGCAGCAUAGUCCUUGCGGCAUCUGCCACAGCAUCGUCUGCCCCACCCUUUCACUCACCCCCCAGCAGCAUAGUCCUUGCGGCAUCUGCCACAGCAUCGUCUGCCCCACCCUUUCACUCACCCCCCAGCAGCAUAGUCCUUGCGGCAUCUGCCACAGCAUCGUCUGCCCCACCCUUUCACUCACCCCCCAGCAGCAUAGUCCUUGCGGCAUCUGCCACAGCAUCGUCUGCCCCACCCUUUCACUCACCCCCCAGCAGCAUAGUCCUUGCGGCAUCUGCCACAGCAUCGUCUGCCCCACCCUUUCACUCACCCCCCAGCAGCAUAGUCCUUGCGGCAUCUGCCACAGCAUCGUCUGCCCCACCCUUUCACUCACCCCCCAGCAGCAUAGUCCUUGCGGCAUCUGCCACAGCAUCGUCUGCCCCACCCUUUCACUCACCCCCCAGCAGCAUAGUCCUUGCGGCAUCUGCCACAGCAUCGUCUGCCCCACCCUUUCACUCACCCCCCAGCAGCAUAGUCCUUGCGGCAUCUGCCACAGCAUCGUCUGCCCCACCCUUUCACUCACCCCCCAGCAGCAUAGUCCUUGCGGCAUCUGCCACAGCAUCGUCUGCCCCACCCUUUCACUCACCCCCCAGCAGCAUAGUCCUUGCGGCAUCUGCCACAGCAUCGUCUGCCCCACCCUUUCACUCACCCCCCAGCAGCAUAGUCCUUGCGGCAUCUGCCACAGCAUCGUCUGCCCCACCCUUUCACUCACCCCCCAGCAGCAUAGUCCUUGCGGCAUCUGCCACAGCAUCGUCUGCCCCACCCUUUCACUCACCCCCCAGCAGCAUAGUCCUUGCGGCAUCUGCCACAGCAUCGUCUGCCCCACCCUUUCACUCACCCCCCAGCAGCAUAGUCCUUGCGGCAUCUGCCACAGCAUCGUCUGCCCCACCCUUUCACUCACCCCCCAGCAGCAUAGUCCUUGCGGCAUCUGCCACAGCAUCGUCUGCCCCACCCUUUCACUCACCCCCCAGCAGCAUAGUCCUUGCGGCAUCUGCCACAGCAUCGUCUGCCCCACCCUUUCACUCACCCCCCAGCAGCAUAGUCCUUGCGGCAUCUGCCACAGCAUCGUCUGCCCCACCCUUUCACUCACCCCCCAGCAGCAUAGUCCUUGCGGCAUCUGCCACAGCAUCGUCUGCCCCACCCUUUCACUCACCCCCCAGCAGCAUAGUCCUUGCGGCAUCUGCCACAGCAUCGUCUGCCCCACCCUUUCACUCACCCCCCAGCAGCAUAGUCCUUGCGGCAUCUGCCACAGCAUCGUCUGCCCCACCCUUUCACUCACCCCCCAGCAGCAUAGUCCUUGCGGCAUCUGCCACAGCAUCGUCUGCCCCACCCUUUCACUCACCCCCCAGCAGCAUAGUCCUUGCGGCAUCUGCCACAGACACCCCCCUGUAG
Closterium sp. Naga37s-1 is the source of this 6818-nucleotide messenger RNA. The record is from the annotation of a GenBank genome assembly. Lineage: Eukaryota; Viridiplantae; Streptophyta; Zygnematophyceae; Desmidiales; Closteriaceae.